This is a messenger RNA of Scheffersomyces amazonensis, 2331 nucleotides long. Its product is annotated as phosphoprotein phosphatase. The transcript has a single exon. Gene Ontology annotation, cellular component: cytoplasm. NCBI's taxonomy places the organism in Eukaryota, Fungi, Ascomycota, Pichiomycetes, Serinales, Debaryomycetaceae. Gene Ontology annotation, molecular function: phosphoprotein phosphatase activity. Bases 113 to 2236 code for a protein of 707 amino acids. The record is from RefSeq and is a predicted model, not a curated record.
UUGAGCCUCACAAAAUUUCAAACCUUCGGUUAAUUAACUUGAUGGUUAUAUAUUACGAAUAAGGGUGAAAAUCUAAAUUUACAAUAAAGAUAGGUUUAUCUAAUAUACCAUCAUGUUGGGAUUACCAAGAAGAUGGCUUAGACAAUUAACCUAUUUAAUAGGAUUUCUUAUAGUAGCCAUAAUAUUAUUAAUUGUAGCUAAUAGUCUGAAUGUUAUCAAACUUCAAGAUUAUAUACCUACAAGUUUAACUCCAUCAUUUUUCCAACCAUCUGCAGAUCUGUAUAUUGUUGAUAUUUCAAUUAAUAAUUGUUUUGCUUAUAAUAGUGGUAAUAAGAAAUGUGGAAUACCGGGAGAUAGUGAAGGUAAAUAUGGUAAAAUUCCUGAAGAUUCUAGUAAAUGGAUUAAACUAGAUAAGGAUUUAUUAUUAGGAUCUAGUUGGAUUAAAAAGCAAUUCUUAUCUUAUAAGACAGUUAAAUCAAGUGUUUUUUUAGGAGCUUUUGAGGAAGAUUCAGAUUCUAAUGAAAAGAGAGAUAAUAAUAAGAUUACUGAGAAAUUGGUUAUUAUUGAUAUUGCCAUUUCUAAUCCAAGUCAAGACUCAAAAAUAAAAGGAAAUGAAAAAUUAAAACUUCCAAAAUACAUCAUAGAUGAAUUUCAUUCAGGAAAAGUAUUUGAUGAUGAUGCUCAUAAGAAUUUAAUUGAUAAUGAUAAUGAUAUUAAGCCAAUCAAGAUAGAUUUGGAAAAGGAUAAACAAAAUUCUGCUUCUACCAAAUUAAGUGAAGCAGCAAAACAAAAGGAAUUUGAAGAAAAUAUUCAACCUCAGAAUCCUUCUAAAUCAGAUGGAUCUAUUGAAGAAAAUGCAGAUGGUGAUAUUGUAUCAGAAAAUCAAGAAGAUGGUGAUAUCAAGUCAUCUAAGAGAAGUGUUGAAACCAGUAGACAUGAAUUAGAAAGAAUGUUAUAUGUCCCCACAAAAGAGGAUUUGGCCAAAGAUGGAUGGGUAUAUAAAUCUAAUGGUAUAUGGUUAAGAUAUGGUAAAGUUCAAGCUAAUGCAGUAACAGGAAUUGAUAUCUUAUUUGGAGAAGAUGCUGUUGAUCCAAGACCCAAUUGGAAUUUAAUUAAAGAUGGUCCAUUAAGAGAUAUAGCUACACAACCAGAUAAAAAGGCUUACUUGACUGUAAGAAAGGGUGACAAAGUCAAUUAUAAGCAAGCCAAAUAUUCACCUGUUUUAAAAAUUAAUAAAAAUGGCAAGUUUAAAAUCUUACAAGUAGCUGAUUUACACUUCUCUACAGGAGUAGGAAAGUGUCGUGAUCCAGUACCUUCAAGUUCUAAGAAGGGUUGUGAAGCUGAUCCUAGGACUUUAAAAUUCCUUGAAAAAGUAUUAGAACUUGAAAAGCCAGAUCUUGUUGUUUUAUCAGGAGAUCAAAUUUUUGGAGAAACCGCUCCAGAUUCAGAAACUGCAUUGUUUAAGGCACUUCAUCCAUUUGUUAGUAGGAAAAUCCCGUUUGCUGUUACACUUGGUAAUCAUGAUCAUGAAGGAUCAUUAACUAAGAGUGAAAUGAUGAGUCUUGCUGCAAGUUUACCAUAUUCAUUGGCUCAAUUGGGACCCGAAGAUAUAGAUGGUUUUGGAAAUUAUGUCUUAACAGUUGAAGGUCCAGCAUCUCAUAAUCCAGCAUUAUCAUUAUUCUUUCUUGAUACUCAUGCGUAUUCUCAAAAUCCAAAAGUUACUCCAGGUUAUGAUUGGAUUAAAGAGAAUCAAUUAAAAUGGGUUGAAGAGACUCAUGCUAAUAUGAAAAAGGCAAUUGAUGCUUAUACGCAUAUUCAUUUAUCAAUGGCAUUUUUCCAUAUACCAAUACCAGAAUAUCGAAAUCUUCAUCAACCAUUUAUUGGUGAACAAAAAGAAGGAAUUACUGCUCCAAGAUAUAAUACUGGAGCAAGAUCUAUACUUAAUAAAGUUGGAGUUAAAGUUGUAAGUGUAGGACAUGAUCAUUGUAAUGAUUAUUGUUUACUAGAUAUUGCCAAUAAAGAUAGUGAAGAAGAAAAUAAAAUGUGGUUAUGUUAUGGAGGUGGAUCAGGAGAAGGUGGAUAUGGAGGUUAUGGAGGUUAUAUAAGACGAUUAAGGAUUUAUGAAAUUGAUAGUAAUAAUGCUGAAAUCAAAUCUUGGAAAAGAACUGAACAAGAACCUGAUCAAAUUGUUGAUACUCAAAUUUUAGUAACCGAUGGUAAAGUUGUCAACUUUUAAUGUUUACCUUUUUUUCAGGGGAAUCAAUAGCUUUUAUUAAUCCUAUGUACAGUAGCUAGAAUCAUAAUCAUUCGCUUGUAAUACAUUGCGCAUUU